AUGACUGAUGAUAGUAUAUGGGAUGCAGAUCUUAUACGUCAUGCUGAUAUUCGUCUUUGUUGUUUAUGCAUAUGGCAUAAUUACGACGGAUUUGGUUGCCAACUUAAAGCUGCUCCAGAUCCACCACAUUUUAUAUAUUUAGUUGAAUCAAACAGUCCAGCAACUGCAGGUGGACUUAAAAUGCAUGAUGUCAUUCUUGCGAUCAACGAUCAAGAUAUGACAACAGCAGAUCUUCAUGAAGUGGAAGCAGCUAUAGAAACUUCAACAAAAACUAAAAGUAGUGUCGACUUACUUGUCGUACAAUCCGAUGUAUAUAAAAUAUUAAAAGAGAGAAAUAUACCUAUUGACUCUAUUUCUGCCACGGUUAUCUAUACACCAGUUAAAAUGCCUACUGAAUUUAGUAAUUUUCCUAGGUACACACCACGCCUAUGCAAGAUGCGUUUUAGAACUGAUGAUACGUCACUUGGUUUUGAUAUUGUCAAUGGAGAGAACGAUAUUGGUGCAUAUAUUCAAGUAGUGCUGCCAAAUUCAUUGGCUAGUGAUGUUGGCUUACGUAGUAGUGAUCGAAUUAUUGAGAUCAAUGGAGACAAUGUCAAUGAAAAGUCAAGUGAAGAUAUACGAAAUAUAUUAGAUACAGCGACAAAAAAUGAUAUCAUCGAAAAUGAUGAUAGUUUAUGUCGAACACUUCCGCAAAUAGAGUGUCCAAACAGUACUACAAUGAAAUCCAUCAAUAAUUAUAAUUCUAUGACAUUACCGAAAAAACUUGAUUCUAGUAGCAAGCAACUAGAUGAUAUAGAAAUCGAAUUGGAUAAUGAAAAUUUCGUAUCAAAUGAAAAUAAUACCGGUGGAUAUGUCAAGAGCGAUCAUACUAAUACCUUUAGUACAAGAUUUGAUAUCAAUGAAAGUGUUGAUGAGACGAAAUAUAAGAAUUUUAAGAAUGAUUAUGUUCGGCCGAAAACAUCUUCGACAAGAACUGUUGUAAAUAUAUAUAAUGGAAGUAUUCAAGUUCUUCGGGGAGAUUUAACAAGACAAAUGGUAGACGCAAUUGUCGUCCCAUCCACAUCUGCUUGUCUUACAGCAUAUGUCUUACGAGAGGCCGGAGAAUAUGUUCAAACAGCAUACGAGAUAGAAAUGCAAAAUAAUUCAAUGCAAUCAAUCUCGGUUGACUGUGGUGGAGUAUUACUAUGUGAGAAGAUUUAUUUCAUACCAUGUCCUGAUUUGCUAUACAAUCCUGACAAAUGGACAUUUCGAAACUUUAUUUCUGAAGCUAUUACAAUGGCAACAAAUGAAAAAUCAGGUACGAUUCGAUCGAUUGCAUUUCCUGCUAUAGGCUGUGGAAAAUAUAAUUGUAAUUCUGAUUUUGUUGCUAAAACAUUAAUUAUGGCUGCUGCGUAUGAAUUGGAACGACAACCUUCAGAAAAACUUGACGUCUAUUUUGUUAUACAGCAACACCAAUACGAUGUAUUUCAUGCUUUUGAAAAUGUAUUAAAAUUCUUAGAUAUCAAUGGUUUAUCCAAUAUGAAUGAUCAAUUUCGUACCAUUGAAACAUAUUUACCAUCGAAAUCGACAACACGUCAUAAUAAUAAAAAUGGCUUUAUUAUAGAAAAACGUCUGUUAGAUUAUUCUAGUAAUGAAUAUGCUAUGGUAGUGCAAAGUUUCUGUACUACAAUGACAGAAGGAUUAUGCAAAGAAAUUUUACGUAUUGAACUUGUGUGGAACAAUCGAUGGUACAAACAAUACGAAAUCCAUCGAGAUGAAUUCAAUCAAAGAUUAAAGAUCAAUACAGAACAAUAUUUGUUUCAUGGAUGUUCUCAAUUUGCAGCAAAUAAUAUUAUAAAAGAAUGCUUUAAUCGAAGCUAUGCUGGUCAACAUGGUACCAAAUAUGGCCAUGGUGUUUACUUUUCAUCACAAGCAAGCUAUAGUCAUUCAUAUACAGAACCAAAUACAAGAGGAGAACGAUGUAUGUUUUUAGCACGUGUACUUGUAGGAAACACAAUAAUAGGUACUAAACAUACGAAAAUUUGUCCACGUGGAUUCGAUACUACAACAGAUGGAACUCAUAUAUAUGUCAUCUAUCAUGAUGCACAAGCUUUUGGUCAAUAUCUUAUUACAUACAAAUAA
This is a messenger RNA of Adineta steineri, 2121 nucleotides long. Lineage: Eukaryota; Metazoa; Rotifera; Eurotatoria; Adinetida; Adinetidae. The record is from the annotation of a GenBank genome assembly.